Messenger RNA from Anolis carolinensis (green anole), 3370 nucleotides. RefSeq names its product methylenetetrahydrofolate dehydrogenase, cyclohydrolase and formyltetrahydrofolate synthetase 1 (gene mthfd1). The coding region runs from base 203 to 3010 and encodes 935 amino acids. The transcript is spliced from 28 exons. Gene Ontology annotation, molecular function: formate-tetrahydrofolate ligase activity; methenyltetrahydrofolate cyclohydrolase activity; ATP binding. Lineage: Eukaryota; Metazoa; Chordata; Lepidosauria; Squamata; Anolidae. The record is from RefSeq and is a predicted model, not a curated record. Gene Ontology annotation, biological process: tetrahydrofolate interconversion. Gene Ontology annotation, cellular component: cytosol.
GUUUGGUUUGGCUUGCCUGGCUCUGGGGGUGGCGCGCAGGCUUUUGCAGCCACGCGGGGGCCUCGUGCGCGCGUGGGGGCGGGUCGCUCCGUGGGGAGGAAGAGGAGGAGGAGGAGGAGGAUCCCGGGCCCCUUUUGAGCCCCUCCCGGACCCCGUGGGAGCCUCUCGCCAGCAAGGAUUGGCCCCGCUCGGAAGCCGCGCCAUGCCGCCCGCCGAGAUCCUCAGCGGAAAGAACGUCUCCGCGCAAGUGAGGCAGAGACUGAAGAACCAGGUUGCGGAGCUGAAGGAGAGAGUCCCAGGUUUUAGGCCAGGCCUUGCAAUUCUGCAGGUUGGUGAUCGGGAUGAUUCAAAUCUCUAUAUUAGCAUGAAGCUAAAGGCUGCUGCUGAGAUUGGGAUCAAUGCCAAUCACGUCAAACUGCCGAGCACAGCUACAGAAGCUGAGGUGCUGAGAUGCAUCCAUGGCCUGAAUGAAGAUCCUGCGGUGCAUGGGUUUAUCGUACAAUUGCCUCUGGAUUCCAACAAGCCCAUCAACACUGAGAAAAUCACCAAUGCUGUAUCACCUGAGAAGGAUGUGGAUGGCUUAAGCAGCAUCAAUGCAGGCAAACUCUCGCGUGGCGACCUUGGCGACUGCUUCAUCCCAUGUACCCCCAAAGGAUGCAUGGAGCUCAUCAGGCAAACAGGUGUUCAAGUGGCAGGCAAAAAAGCCGUGGUCAUUGGGCGCAGCAAGAUAGUAGGGGCUCCAAUGCAUGACCUGCUGCUCUGGAACCAUGCGACAGUGACCACCUGCCACUCCAAGACUGCAUCACUGGAAGAGGAGGUCAGUAAAGCCGAUAUUCUGGUGGUUGCUGCUGGCAAAGCUGAGAUGGUGAAAGGAGAAUGGAUCAAACCUGGCGCCAUAGUGAUUGACUGUGGGAUCAACCACAUACCAGACAGCACCAAAGCCAGUGGGAAAAGGGUCGUGGGAGAUGUGGCUUACAGCGCGGCAAAGGAAAGGGCCUCUUUCAUCACGCCCGUGCCUGGCGGUGUCGGACCAAUGACGGUGGCCAUGUUGAUGCAGAGCACAGUGGAAAGUGCCCAACGUUUCUUGGAAAAGUAUCAGCCCGGCAAGUGGAAUAUCCAAUAUAAUCAGCUGUGCCCUAGAUCUCCUGUUCCAAGUGAUAUUGAAGUAUCGCGGUCAUGCAUUCCCAAGCCCAUUGGCCACCUGGCUAAAGAAAUAGGCUUAUUCUCAGACGAAGUGGAGUUCUAUGGUGAAUGCAAAGCUAAAAUUUCACUGUCAACAUUACGGCGCCUCAAGGACCAACCGGAUGGCAAAUAUGUUGUGGUAACCGGUAUAACACCCACACCCUUGGGAGAAGGGAAGAGCACUACGACGGUAGGGCUUGUUCAAGCCCUGGGAGCUUACCUUGGUCAGAAUGCAUUCGCCUGUGUUCGGCAACCUUCCCAAGGACCUACGUUUGGAAUUAAAGGUGGUGCUGCUGGAGGUGGUUAUGCUCAGGUUAUUCCUAUGGAGGAGUUUAAUCUUCAUCUCACGGGUGACAUCCAUGCCAUUACUGCUGCCAAUAACCUGGUUGCCGCUGCCAUUGAUGCCCGGAUCUUCCACGAAGCAACACAGACAGAUCAGGCCCUCUAUGCUCGCUUGGUUCCUUCCAUCAAUGGAGUGAGGACGUUUUCUGAUGUCCAGAUCCAGCGGCUGCAGAGGCUGCAUAUUAAGAAAACAGACCCAGAGGCUUUGACGAAUGACGAGAUCAACAAAUUUGUGAGGCUGGAUAUUGAUCCAACCAGCAUAACAUGGCAAAGAGUCUUGGAUACAAAUGACAGGUUUCUGCGGAAAAUCACAAUCGGACAGUCUGAGACCGAGAAGGGCUUCACCCGUACAGCCCAGUUUGACAUCACUGUCGCCAGUGAAAUCAUGGCUGUCUUAGCGCUCACAGACAGUCUGGAGGACAUGAGACGGCGCCUGAGCAAAAUGGUAGUUGCUUCUAGCAAGACCGGCAUCCCAGUUACUACAGAAGAUCUGGGAGUGAGUGGUGCUCUGACAGUUUUGAUGAGAGAUGCUAUUAAGCCAAACCUCAUGCAGACUUUGGAGGGCAAUCCGGUGUUUGUCCAUGCCGGUCCAUUUGCCAACAUCGCUCAUGGCAACUCAUCCGUCCUAGCAGACAAGAUCGCUCUGAAGCUCGUUGGCAAGGAUGGGUUUGUUGUGACAGAAGCUGGCUUUGGAGCAGAUAUUGGCAUGGAAAAGUUCUUUGACAUCAAGUGCCGGUAUUCUGGUUUGCAGCCCCAUGUGGUGGUCUUGGUUGCCACUGUCCGAGCCCUGAAAAUGCAUGGAGGGGGCCCCACGGUUACUGCUGGAGUUCCCUUGCCGAAAGAGUACAUUGAAGAGAACCUGGUGCUGUUAGAGAAAGGUUGCAGCAACUUGCGUAAACAAAUUCAAAACGCCAAGACCUUUGGUGUCCCAGUGGUAGUUGCCGUAAAUGCAUUCAAAUCUGAUACCGAAGCAGAGAUACAGCUGGUCAGCCGCCUGGCUAAAGAAGCGGGUGCCUUUGAUGCCGUGAAAUGCACCCACUGGGCUGAAGGCGGGAAGGGAGCGAUGGCACUGGCCGAAGCCGUAAGAAGGGCAUCCCAGGCACCAAGCAAUUUCAGGUUCCUGUAUAACGUGGAGCUGCCCAUCAUAGACAAGAUUAGAAUUAUUGCACAGAAGAUUUAUGGAGCAGAUGAUAUUGAGCUGAUGCCAGAAGCAGAGCAGAAAAUAAUUCAAUACAACAAGCAGGGAUUUGCGAACCUGCCAAUCUGCAUGGCGAAAACCCAUUUGUCGCUCUCUCACGACCCAGAACGGAAGGGAGUCCCGACUGGAUUUGUGUUGCCCAUCAGAGAUGUCAGAGCCAGCGUGGGAGCAGGGUUCUUGUAUCCAUUAGUGGGAACAAUGAGCACAAUGCCAGGGCUUCCUACAAGGCCUUGCUUCUAUGACAUUGACCUGGAUCCAGCAACUGGAGAAGUAAAGGGGCUGUUCUGAAAUGGACUGGCAACCCAAACUAUCCGAGUGACGUCAAUGUGGCGAGACCUGCACAGGAAAACUCACUGAACACUAUGAGCCUUGGAAACAAUUUGACCUCCUACAUUUUUUAAAAAAUCUGUAAUACUGUAUUUUUAAUAGGUGGCUUUUUAAAAAGUCCCUGCAGAUGUGAAUCUGCGAGAUGUUUUAAACACUGAAGCUUUUUAAAGCAACUGAACUUAAUGAUGGUCAGUUUUUUUAAAUGACAUGGUUUUAACUGUGGUGGAAACUUGAUCAAAUAAAUUGAAAUGGAUUAAUCAUGUGGAUUUUAAUAGCUCUGUUACAUUCCAACAAGGUUCAAUACAUGAUUUCUAAGUAAAA